AUGAUCCCCCACCAGCAGUUUCGGGAGCCCUUGCACCGGUACCAAUACCGGUGCCGGUUCUGCCCCGGGCUGCCCGGCCCCAAGCGACGACCCGGACAUCAUCGAGGAGAUUCCGGAUUCGUACCCAACCUGCACCGUCGUCGUAGACGCCUUUGCUCCCCCACGCGCAUCCUCGAGCACUACCUCCAGCAAAUCAAACCAGCGCCACGGCCCCCAAAAGGCCGCUCGACAUCGACGCCGACGCCGACGUGCCCCAAGUUUCUGGAGGCUCAUCCGGCCCUGCAGCCAAGUUCCCCGGUCCCAGCCCCGAACCCAGCCCCGACACAGUCCCCGGCCCACCCCAACCUCUCUCCGCCGCAACCAGUCAGACCACGGCCCCCGCGGCCCCGCGCCCCACCCCCAACCCGGAGCAUGAGCGACUCCCUCCUCCGCCUCGGCCCAGAUGACCCAGACGACCACGCCGACGCCGACGCAAACACAAACGUGCGCCGCCGCCGCCCCGGCCCCGUCACCACCGCCCACGACAUCAACCCCACCACCCUCCACUUCUUCCCCCGGAGCCCCGCGUCGCCGCCGAGCCCGUCACCGAAGCCUCCUCCUCACCCCGCGCCUCGAGGACCUCGCCCGCCACCUCGACCUGGACAAGCGCUACCGCCCAGAGAGCGCGAGCGCGAGCCUAGGCGCCGCGCCCGCACGAGCAGCGGCCCCCACCGCCCCUUUGAGCGCGGCUACUGGCUCCUCGACUGCUCCGCCUGGGACCCCGCCGCCCGCUGGCGCGCCUGGUCCUUCCUCGCCCACUGGAUCCGCAGCGGCUUCGCCGGCUGGGGCGUCUCGUGCUACCGCGACGAGCCCCUCUCCUGGAUCCGCACCUACUGCUGGGGCAGCGUCGCCGGCCACAUCUACCUGCUCCUCUACCUCGUCACCGUCCGCCGGCUCAAGUACAUGGACAUGUCUUGGAUCGGCGACGACGGCGUCCCCAAAAUCUUUGUCGCGGCGCGCGGGAGGAGGCUCGAUGAGGAGGCGCAGAGUCUCCCGUGA
Parascedosporium putredinis is the source of this 1038-nucleotide messenger RNA. Lineage: Eukaryota; Fungi; Ascomycota; Sordariomycetes; Microascales; Microascaceae. The record is from the annotation of a GenBank genome assembly.